UGUCAGCAACGGCUAGCCCAUCAACAUCGAGACCUCGCCGCCAUGAAUAACGGGCCUGCAGAAAAGUUGGAGUCACGAGCAAUGGGACUCUUCAAGGGCGCAUUCGCCUUUUCUCGCUAUCGAUAGUCGCCACUCUGCACCGUCAGCGCCCUUGGUUAUCUCCGUCAUUCUCCGUCGCGGGCGCCCUAAACCGCCAUACAACUUAUUGAACGCCACGCGCCGCAUACUACACAUCUACGUAAACCACACAUCGCUAUGGACGAGUGUUCAGACGAACGCACGGAAGAGUUCGACACGUUGCAGUCUAUCUAUCCUGAGCUGGUGAACGAUUCCAGUAAUCCGUACACCGCGACCCUCGACCUGCUGGUGGCGCCUACGAAGCCGCUCCCCGUCACGUUUACGCCCGAACAGGAUGUCCAACGCCUGGGCUACCUUCCCUCACUGCAUGUCGAGAUCGAUCUGCCCGCCGAGUACCCCAACGAUGGACCGCCACACAUCAACAUAACAACUACCCCGCCAUGGCUGCCAGCUAGCGCCGCACAGAAGCUCGCAGAUGAGGCCAAGUCGCUAUGGGACGAAUAUGGAGGUGGCAUGGUACUGUUCGCCUAUAUUAGCUCGUUGCAGGAGCAGGCUGAGACAUGCUUCGGUAUCGAAGAGCUCACGCUAUCUGCCUCGAUGCGGAAGGAGCUGCAAGACUACAGCAAGCGGAUGAAGCGCGAGCUGUUCGACAAGGAGACGUUCGACUGCGAGGUCUGCCUAGAACCGAAGAAGGGCUCGGCGUGCUACCGAAUGGAGCGCUGCAGCCACGUCUUCUGUGUUGCCUGCUUACAAGACUACUACAACAACUGCAUCAUUGAGGGUGCUGUCAACAACGUGAAGUGCAUGUCGACAGAAUGCGGUGGCGGAAGGAAGAAGGAGCGGUUGAUAUCACCGAAAGAGCUGUUGCAAAUACCGUUGCGCCGUGAGCAAGUGGAGCGAUACGUCAACAUCAAACGAAAGAAGAAGAUGGAAUCGGACCCCAACAUCAUGUUUUGCCCGCGACAAUGGUGUCAAGGCGCGAUGCGCUCAGAUAAGUAUCCCAAGAUCAAGGACGUGAGCCAGAUUGACGAGUCGGACUCUGAAGCAGAAGAGGAUAGCCCAGCACAGUCGGAUGCUCCAACAGGGCCAGAGAAGCGCGCAGUCGGGGUCAAGGGUAUGGAUCGCCUAGCUGUCUGUGAAGACUGCACUCUCGCCUUCUGUGUCGUCUGCCUCUCGUCGUGGCAUGGCGACUUCGUGCGCUGCGAACCCCGCGACGCCAAUCAGCUCACCGAAGAGGAUCAGGCAUCCCUGAACUUCAUCAUGAAGAACACUUCGCCGUGCGCAUACUGCUCGGUUCCUUGUCAGAAGUCAUUCGGCUGCAACCACAUGACAUGUGCACAAUGCAAAACACACUUCUGCUACCUGUGCGGCGCCUGGCUGGAUCCAGGCCGUCCAUACCAACACUUCAAUGACCCAAAGAACAAGGGAUGUUUCCAGCGACUGAUGGACGGGGCCGAGGGCGACAUGCCGAAUGGCGACGUGCAAUUUGGUGGGAGACGAGGAGCCGAGCAGCUUGCCGACUUCUGGGAGCAGGAGGCAAUGCGGAUACAGAUGCAGAUCAACGAUGAAGAUACCAGGUAACACCGGCCUAUGCAACGCCUCCGUCCUGUGGUGCACAGGAUAGGCCCCAGCUCGACGACACACCUGCAGGAGCGAGGCGUCGCAGCAACGAAAGACUGUUGAAUAGCCAACAAUUCACCACGAUACCGAGUGCUCGAGCUAUUCUAGCUAUCAAUACAGACAUCCUCAACCUC
Molecule: messenger RNA, 1832 nt
Organism: Macroventuria anomochaeta
Lineage: Eukaryota; Fungi; Ascomycota; Dothideomycetes; Pleosporales; Didymellaceae
Product: RING finger protein-like protein
Exons: 2
Coding region: 256-1659 (467 amino acids)
Biological process (GO): protein polyubiquitination; positive regulation of proteasomal ubiquitin-dependent protein catabolic process; ubiquitin-dependent protein catabolic process
Cellular component (GO): ubiquitin ligase complex; cytoplasm
Molecular function (GO): zinc ion binding; ubiquitin conjugating enzyme binding; ubiquitin protein ligase activity
Source: RefSeq, a predicted model, not a curated record